Messenger RNA from Cebus imitator (Panamanian white-faced capuchin), 3675 nucleotides. It is a transcript of the gene SFI1, whose product is annotated as SFI1 centrin binding protein. Gene Ontology annotation, molecular function: phosphatase binding. The record is from RefSeq and is a predicted model, not a curated record. Lineage: Eukaryota; Metazoa; Chordata; Mammalia; Primates; Cebidae.
GAGUAAGGAAGCGGGUCCUGGACCGCGGGCUCCUGCCGGGACUUCUUCCAGCGUAAGGCCGGAGGGCUCGGCUUCCCCAGGUGGAAGAUAAAAGACUUUGAUUCAUGAGGAAUCUGUUCACUGAGAAGUGUAUGUCAAGCCACUGGUUGAAUUUCCAUCAAAAAAUGAUUAAGCAGAGAAUGGAGAAGAAGGUUGAUUCCAGAUUUUACUAUGAGCAGCAAUUACUGCGGAAGGUCUUCGAAGAAUGGAAAGAAGAGUGGUGGGUUUUCCAUCAUGAGUGGAAACUCUGUGUUCGAGCUGACUGUCACUACAGGUAUUACCUGUACAACCUGAUGUUCCAGACCUGGAAGACCUACGUGCGUCAGCAGCAGGAGAUGAGGAGCAAGUUCAUUAGAGCCGAAGUUCAUGAUGCAAAGCAAAAGAUGGGACAAGCCUGGAAGUCUUGGUUGAUCUACGUGGUUUUUCGUAGGACCAAACUUCAGAUGCAGACUACGGCUCUGGAGUUUAGGCAACGGAGUAUCCUAUGGGUGUGGUGGAGCGUGUGGAGGCAGCGACUAGGACAGGUCCGUGUGAGCCGUGCCCUCCAUGCCUCUGCUGUGAAGCACAGGUCCCUGAGCCUCCAGCUGCAGGCUUGGUCACAAUGGUGGGAGCAGCUCUUAUAUGUCCAGAAGGAGAAACAAAAGGUUGCCUCUGCAGUGAAGCACCACCAGCACUGGCAAAAGCGGAGGUUUCUGAAGGCCUGGCUUGAAUACCUGCAAGUCCGCAGAGUAAAGAGACAGCAGAAUGAGAUGGCUGAACGAUUCCAUCAUGUCACUGUGCUCCAGAUACACUUCUGUGACUGGCAGCAGGCCUGGGAGCGGAGGGAGAGCUUGCACGCCCACCAGGCCCAGGUGGAGAAACUGGCCAGGAAGAUGGCCUUGCGGCGCACCUUUACUCACUGGAAACACUACAUGCUGCUAUGUGCAGAAGAAGCUGCCCAGUGUGAGAUGGCAGAAGAGCACCACAGGCACAGGCAGCUGAUUUUUUGCUUUAGAGCCCUAAAAGACAAUGUUGCCCACACCCAUCUCCAGCAAAUAAGAAGGAAUCUUGCUUACCAGCAGCAUGGUGUCACGCUGCUGCACAGGUUCUGGAACCUCUGGCAGUCUCAGAUUGAGCAGAAAAAAGAAAGAGAGCAGCUCCCCUUACUACAUGCUGCCUGGGACCACUACAGGAUAGCACUGCUGUGCAAGUGUGUCAAAUUGUGGCUACAUUAUACUCAGAAGAGGCGGGACAAGCAGCUGCUACAGGCCAGAGCAGAUGGGCAUUUCCAGCAGAGAGCCCUGCCUGCUGCCUUCCACACAUGGAAUAGACUCUGGCGAAGACACCAGCAGGAAAACAUCCUCAGUGCAAGAGCCACACAUUUUCACAGGGAGAAAGUAGAGAAGCAAGUAUUUUCUAUCUGGUGGCAGAAGAUGUUACAGCAUCGAGAAAACCGCUUGGCAGAGAGAAUGGCCAUCCUUCACGCAGAGCGACAGCUUCUGCAUAGGUCCUGGUUCACGUGGCACCAGCAGGCAGCAGCACGUCACCAGGAGCAGGAGUGGCAAACAGUGGCCCGUGCCCACCACCGCCACAGGCGGCUCAGGAAGGCUUUCUGCCUCUGGAGGGAAAGUGCCCAAGGGCUCAGAACAGAGAGGACAGGCCAGGUGCAGGCAGCAGAAUUCAACACGGCCCAGCUCCUGCGUUGGGCCUGGAGCCAGUGGAGGGAGUGCCUGGCCCUGCAGGGAGCGGAGCGGCAGAAGCUGAUGCGAGCGGAGUUGCACCACCAGCGCACAGUGCUGCUCAGGGCGCUGCACGCGUGGGUGACUUACCAGGGCAGGGUGCGGAGCAUCCUCCAGGAGGUGGCAGCCAAGGAGAGCCAGCACAACAGGCAGCUGCUGCGGGGGCCGUUACGUCGCUGGAAAGAGAACACCAUGGCCCGCAUGAAUGAAGCCAAAAAAACCUUUCAAGCAAGUACUCAUUACAGAAGGACCAUAUGUUCCAAGGUGAGGUAUAAGAAGGCAAGCUGCAAACUCUGGCUUGGAUCUGCCUUAGGCUGUCUCCGGACCUGGUUUCAGCGCUGGCGGGACUGCAGCCAGAGGUCAGCCCAUCAGAGACUGCAGCUGGAGAGAGCAGCCCAGCACCACCACCGGCAGCUGCUGCUGGAGGGGCUGGCCCGAUGGAAGACACAUCAUCUGGGGUGUGUCAGGAAGAGGCUCCUGCACAGGCAGAGCACCCAACUGCUGGCACAGAGACUUAGCCAGACCUGCUUCCGCCAGUGGAAACAACAGCUGGCAGCCAGGAGGCAGGAGCAGCAGGCGUCUGUGCGUGCCCUGUGGUUCUGGGCCUUCUCACUGCAGGCAAAGGUGUGGGCCACGUGGCUGGCCUUUGUGCUGGAAAGGAGGAGGAAGAAGGCACGGCUGCAGCAGGCGCUCCAGGCCUACCAGGGGCAGCUCCUCCAGAAGGGUGCCAUGCGGCUCCUGCGCUUUGCAGCCAGCAUGAAGGCCUCUCGGCAGCAGCUGCAGGCCCAGCAGCAGGUCCAGGCAGCUCACAGUCUCUACCGUGCUGUCCGCCGCUGUGCCACACUCUGGAAACAGAAGGUACUGGGCUGGGGCAGGGAGCCUCAGCCCCUGGCAUCCAUCGCAACCAGCAGAAAAGUGACGUUUGAGGGUACCCUUCUCAACCGUAUUGCUGCUGGGGCUGGGGAUGCCACCCUGGAGACUAAGAGGCCACAGGCUCCUCGGCCUCAGGGAGCCCUGGGCCGCCUGGCUGCUGGGGAGCCCCAUGCCCUGGAAUUCAACACUGCCCACUCAUCGAGGAAGCAGCCGCGAUGCCCACACUUCCUGCUGGAGCCUGUGCAGAGCCAGAGGCCUCAGAAGCUGCAGGAACAUGGCCUAGGCAUGGCUCAGCCAGCAGGUCCCUCCCUGACACAGCCCUUCCUGGCAGAGGCCCCGACAGCACCGGUCCCACACAGCCCCCUGCCUGGAGCCCUGUCCAGUGCCCCUGGCCCAAAGCAGCCCCCGACAGCAAGCACGGGCCCGGAGCUGCUGCUGCUGCCUCCUUCCUCCUCUAUGCCCUGUGGGGCGGCUGCACCAGCCAGGGUGUCAGCACAGCCAGCUACUCCUAGGCAUAUGCCCCAGCUCCCCCCAUCCCUGGCCAGUGUCCCUGGCCCCCAUCCACGCCUUCCUGGAGACUUCUCAGGCCCCAGGACUGGGCCUGGGCUUUCAACUGCAGGCUGCCUAGACCUUGAGGCUGAACUUGAGGGGAUCCAGCAACAACUACUGCACUACCAGACCGCCAAGCAGAACCUCUGGUCCUGCCAGCGGCAAGCAAGCAGCCUGCGCAGAUGGCUGGAGCUGAACAGAGAGGAGCCCGGGCCUGAGGACCAGGAAGUAGAGCAGCAGGUGCAGAAAGAGCUAGAAGAGGUGGAACUGCAGAUCCAGCAGCUGGCAGAGGAGCUCCAGGCCCAGCGCCAGCCUAUUGGCGCCUGCAUUGCCCGAAUCCAGGCCCUGCGGCAGGCCCUGGGCUAGCAUGUUCACCCCAGGGACGCAGGUGCAGGGCUGUGGGGAGGCCCCAGGCCACCUGUAGGAACAAAGCACAAAGUUAUGACUUUUAUUUUUUUAUUUCAAAAUGUUUUGCAAUUAAAUGAAUUACUGUUCA